Betta splendens (Siamese fighting fish) is the source of this 7169-nucleotide messenger RNA. RefSeq lists its product as uncharacterized. Bases 252 to 6476 code for a protein of 2074 amino acids. The transcript has 25 exons. The record is from RefSeq and is a predicted model, not a curated record. Lineage: Eukaryota; Metazoa; Chordata; Actinopteri; Anabantiformes; Osphronemidae. Gene Ontology annotation, biological process: intracellular signal transduction. Gene Ontology annotation, molecular function: guanyl-nucleotide exchange factor activity.
GCGGUGACUCAAACAGAGAGAGAGAGAGAGAGAGAGAGAGAGAGAGAGAGAGGAAAGAAGACAGCUCAUAAGCCCCUCCAAUGCUCAUCCAGCUGGCUUAAGGUUGUCCUCACUCACUCACUGAGAGCGGCUUCGCACAGAAUGGUUUUCACUUCAGCUCCACGACGACCGCGCUGGAGCUGCAGCCGCCGCUCAGUGGACGAGCGUCGCUCCGUUUGGAUUAUUUCCCAGAGCAGCAACCGUUGUGAUGAAUGGGAGCAGUGGCACACAGAGGAAAGAUGAACCGUGACUCUCUGGAGGGCUCCAUUCAGAACCUGCUGUCUGCGCUGUACCCGCCCUUCGAGGCCACCGCUCCCACGCUCCUCAGCCAGCUCUUCCAAAUCAUCGACAGCCGCUAUCGAGGAGACGCCCUACGCUGCCUGCUGGACUUCCUGGUUCCGGCAAAGCACAUCUUAGAGGCUGUGCAGCAGGCUGCGUGUGCUCAGUACUCAGACGUGCUUUUCCUCUGUGAGGGCUGGCCGCUGUGCUUGCGUGACCAAGUCGUGAUCCACCUCGCUCCAAUCAGCCCGCUUCUGCUUCGGCCGGGCGACUUCUACCUCCAGGUGGCCCCGUUUUGUGAGCAGUCGGCUCGCAUCGUGGUCUGCAGUCUCCUGGCGGAGGAGGGUCUCAGGGUGGAGGUCGUUGAGGAGACCCCGAUCCCUGAAACCUCCUAUCCCUGUAUAUUCAGCUGUGAAUGGUUGGCGGAGGUCAACCAGGGUCGCCAUGGGUCACCUCUCAGCCGGUGCCUGCUGGCCUCUGAGCAGGGCGUGGUGAGGUUGCCAUGGGAACGGGUGGCCCUACCUAGUUUUGUGGAUGUGCCACAGUGUGCUGGGAGUAGUAUGGCCUCUGUUCCUCCUUCGCAUCCUCAUUCACCACCACCACCACGCCCUCUCUGUCCAUCUCCAACUCGCUCCUUUUGUCUCGCUCCAUCAUUAGACUCGGCAGCAAAGCUGUGUCCCAAAACCAUUGAAAGCUCAAUAUUAACGUCCUCCUCACAUUCAUCUACCUUCUCUGUGGAGACCAGAAUAUGUCCAGCGAAGCACGGCAUCGCUGUCUCGCUCCGCCUAGUGGACACUAGUGCCACGUCUGCAUCCGGACUGGUCAAAGCGAAGGAGACUGAGGCCGAGCAUAAGCCCAUAGGUUGGGUGACUCCUAAUAUGUGGGACAGCCGCUUUACCGGCACGGAUGCGAGUUCAAAGACUGCUAAAACAAACACAGCUUCCAGCAAAUGCACGGCUGCAAAUGCAAACACGAAGGGCUUAGAAAGAAGUGUUCAGGUCCCUGAAAACGCAGGACCAGAACCUGGAGACUCCAGCGUCAGCAGAAGUGGACGAACAGGCGACGCUGCUGCAGACGCAGAGUAUAUCGAUGUAUUUCAGGCAAGCCUGCUUUUUGGCACAGCUCAUUCGGGGACAGGGGAGGAACAAAUAUCAAACGAGCACAAGCAAAUGCAAAGGUAUCCACCAAGACAGGCGCAAAUGCACCCGCGUGCAGUGGAGUUGCACGGACGAGCGCAUAUGCAGCCAAACGCAGAGAUUCCCCCCCGAGCUCAGGUGCCGGUAUCUGAUGAAACCGCUCCUCACUGCUCCCAGCUCCAUCACAACCACAACGAUUCCUGUGAAACCUCCCCGUGCGUCCGCACCGUCCGCUUCGCGGAGAAGCCCUGCACCCCCUGCACGAGGAGGAGGCAGGUACAGGACAUUACCAAAGAGCAGGAUAUGAGGUGUCGGUACAGGGACUCCUACCAGGCCGCCAUUAAGAACCCUGUCAGCUUCGGGCAGGAACAAAAGGGCCACAUGUUAGCGCUGGCGGAGGAGGACGGCGACUCCUUCCUGUGUGAUGGAGGACAGAGGCCUCCAGGGGGUGAAACAGGCGAUCCGCGGCGCGAUCCCCCUGUCAGCGCAGCCCCCUGUAAGGAGUCGGAGGAGAAGAGGACCGCUCCAUGUUGGAAAGCAGGGGGCGUAAAUGGCACCAGUACGGAGCACGGGAAGAACUGUGGGCCUGAAGAACAGCCAGGAUCCGAACAUUAUUUACACAGCGCCACCGGGUCGCAAACAGAAGCAGGAGCACAGAUGAACACCAGCACAGCUUUGUCAAGCUCAGAUGGCGCCAAACGGUCCGAUGCCAAGCCUGGACCUUCAGGGAUGAAGCCUCAGACAGGGCUUCCACGCAGAACCAGUUCCACGGCGCCUCAGAGCCGGCGAGAACCGGCAUCAGAGAGGAGAUGCUCGUCCCUCUCCACGGCGGUGGUGGAAACCUCGGAGAGGUGUGAACUGGUCCUUGUGGAAGGUCAGAAGGUCCGGAGGAGAGGGAAUACCGGCGUCGCUGCCGAGAUUCCGCAGCUGCAUGUGGUCAAAUGCAAAAAUAGCACAGCCUUCGGACUGGUUUCACCCAAGAUCAGCAGGAGGAGGGUGGUCGUUCCAGAUGUCCCUCAGCCCAGUUUAGCUUCCAUAACCAGCGGAUGUCGCAUGGAGGACCCGUCACAGCCAGAUCAACCUGCAGCCGCAGAGACGCAGAAGAUCCUCCAAGCUGCUCCUGCUCGUCCCAGACCCGACCACCUCCCCCUGGGAUCCCCCGACCCCGGAGCCCACCCUCUGGUUGUGGGAGUGGCGGCUCUCACAGGCGGUAGAGACAGAGCAGGCAGGCCAGUACUUGAGCUCUAUGGAGACCACCAAGGAUGGAGAGCGGAGGCUACGAGCUGGGACCUCUUCCAGAUGCUGCUCUACUUCUACUCUAUCACCAGGAAAGAAAUCCGAAAAGGUGGAAUGACGCUGGUUUUCGAUGCGAGGAAGACCCUUCCUCAGCCGCAGCUCUACAAGGCCUUGAUGUCGGCUCAGGAGCAAACUCCCCACACAAUAAGCAGCUUAGUCCUGCUGGUGGACAAGGAGAGCGUCCUCCGACCAGAGAAAUGUCCUGGGAUCCAGAGCGACGUGGUGACGUCCAUGAAAGCUCUGUUUAAGCUGGUGGAGGUGAGUCAGCUGAGCGCUCGUCUGGGCGGCACACUGUCUCACAGGCGCUGUGACUGGAUGGAGCUCCACCAGAGACUCUUCCCAUUUGUGUGCAAUCUUCAUGAGGCAUCCAACCUGCUGCUAAGAGCCAUCAGGAAUUUGGAGGAGCCACGGAGGACGGACACUGUCCAGACAGUGCAGCAGUGCAUGACAGAGCAGAGGACUCUGAUGAGAGAUGUCCUGGAGGACCACAGACUGGUCCGACUGCAGAGGGACGGGGGGUCCAUCCUGGCCCGACUGAGGAAGGAGAGUGACCUCAAAUACCCACACUGUGAGCAUCUCAGCGACGCCGUGGACUCUGUGACCAGCCUGUACAACAGUGUGGAGCAGCAGGCUCACGUCCUCGUUCAGAGGUCCAACAUGUCACUGGAACAGUUGGAGUACCUACUGCAGGUCAGGGAGAUGGAGGAACACUUCACCCAGAUGCAGCAGUGGUUCAAGGUGGAGGGAGACCGUCACCUGCUGGAGGCCGAAUCCGUCAACGACUCUGGAGACAGGAUGGAGCAGAUCCUCAACAGCUUCACCGCUUUCCUUAUCGAGGCUAAUGACCGAAGGCAGCACGCCAUGUCUUUGGUGUCCGAGGCAGAGAGGCUCCAGGGCCGUGGGGCCUCUUAUCCAGAGACGGAGGCUUUUAGGGAUCUAGUCUGCACCUUCAAGUCCAGCUUGGAGGACUUCCUGUGCAGGGCAGAGGCAUGUGGCCGGGAGCUGCAGAUCAUGGUCAACGUGUGUGACUUCUGUGAGCAGGCCACAGCUCUGGCUUGUGAAUGCACUGACUACCUCAACCAGAGUCCAUCCAGGAUCCACGCUAUGCAAGAUGAACAUACAUGUACCAAUCAGCCUGCACAGGAACAAGUGCAGGAUCCUGGACCAAACUCUCCAUCGCUCUGCACGUCUGACAUCAGUGCAGCACACGGCUUCGUCCCAGCCCCAACAAGCCUUCCAUCGCCAGGCCAUGACAGCUCCGUCCUCAAGACGUUCCAGAGCAGAUUCCUUCAGUUCAGCCCCGAGAGGUUUCAGGAGGUGAAAGCCCAGGCCAGCACCCUGCAGGGCUCCAGGGGGAUGCGGGUUUGGAACGCAGCCUGGCUGACGUGCCAGGAGGCCAGGCAGCAGCUGCAGGAGAGACUGCAGGACGCGGAGGCGUUUUACCACCAGCGGCCGGACUCCGGUGGGUGCGAGUGCCAUUAUGUCGACGUGAUGAGCACCAACGUUCAGACGUCUUCACCCGGGGGCCAGAGUUUGGUGGUGCAGUCGACGCCCGGCCCUCGGCACCCCCAGUGGGACGGCAUCGUGUCAGGAGCGGUGGAGCUGGACAAGAGGAGGCCGAUUCUGGGCAGCGACUGCAGCGUCAUUAUCCAACCGCAGCUUCAUGUUGGAAACACUCAGGAGUCCAAGGUCAUUCCACCGUCACCUCACAGGACAAAGAAGAGGCAGGUGAACCGAGCGCGGGGCGAGAGAGACGCCGCUGCUCUGUCUCGCGCCCACACCGUCGGGUGCCAGUGGUUCCCGUGGGGCCGCGGCCUCGGCGCCAGGUCGGCGAGCCAGGAGUCGUGCGCGACGGGAGCGGCGACCGGGUCGCCUGCGCCUCCGGAGCCUCCGCAGCCUCCGCAGGCCCGGCCCCCGUCGGCCUGCUCUCACCACGGCCCGCCGUCCUGUCGCAUCCUGCAGGAGGCGCAGAGGUUCCAGAUCUCCCGCCACGGAAGCUUCUGCUCGGAGGACUCGUGCGCGAGCGAGCGGGCGGCUGCCGGCGGCGACGGGGCCCCGUGCUGCAGACACUCGAGCCUGCCUGUCGGGAGAUACGAGGGCGCAUUUAGUCGGUCAAGUCCACAGGAGAGCGCCAGCAAUGCACUGAGGCUGCAGCGCGUCCUGGAGGAGCUGGUGUUCACAGAAAGGGAGUACGUCCGCUCCCUUUGCUACAUCCUGACCCACUACCUCCCCCUGCUGGACAGGCCGGACGUCCCCCAGGACCUGAGGGGCAAGCGAGGCGUCAUCUUCGGCAACCUGGAGAAGCUCUACGACUUCCACAGCCACUACUUCCUGCCGGAGCUGGAGGCCUGUCAGAGGGACGCUGCCAUGGUGGCCCGCUGCUUCCUCAGACACAGCGAGAGUUUCGGUCUUUACGCGCUGUACAGCAAGAACAAACCUCAGUCCGAUGCCCUCAUCCUACAUCGUCGCCAUGACAUCUUCAAGAGAAAGCAGCAGGAGCUGGGGGACAUGAUGGACCUCUCGUCCUACCUGCUCAGGCCCAUCCAGAGGAUCAGCAAGUACAGCCUCCUGCUGCAGGACAUGUCGGCCCUGUCCGCUUCAAACGGGCCCGAUCGGACCAGCGCCGACAGGGAGCGGGCGGAGAUCCAGGCGGCCACCGACAUGGUGCGGUUCCAGAUGCGCCACGGCAACGACCUGCUGACCAUGGACGCCAUCCAGGACUGCGACGUGAAUUUAAAGGAGCAGGGCCAGCUGAUCCGCCAGGACGAGUUCUCCGUCUUCUUCAGGAAGAAGAAGUGUGUGCGCCGCGUUUUCCUGUUCGCGGAUCUGAUCCUCUUCAGCAAAACCAAAAAGACGGACGUUGGCAAUGACGUUUAUGUCUACAAACAGUCAUUCAAGACGAGCGACAUUGGGAUGACCCAUAACUCAGGCCUGAGUCCUCUGUGCUUCGAGAUCUGGUUCCGCAGGAGGAAGAGGGAGGACACCUACACCCUGAAGGCGUCCAGCAUGGAUGUGAAGAAAGCCUGGACCAGCGACCUGGAGGGGCUUCUGUGGGACCAGGCUGCUCACAGCAGAGAGCUCCGCAUUCAGGAGAGGGUCUUCAUGGGAAUGUGUCGCCAGCCCUUCAUGGACAUCCAACCCAGCGAUGCUGCGAUUUGUGACCGCGCAGUCGGCUGUGUCCUGCCUGGAAGAAUCCCUGUGGCGUGCUGUUCACACAGGGGCCUAGACUACCCACGGCCUCAUUCCAUUGGCUCGGGCAGCACCGCCUCCACCACCAUCAGCCAAUCGUCGUCCUCCUCUGGUCGCGGCUCGCUGCCCCCUGCUGGUUAUGGUGGGAACGUGUCGCAGGCGGCGGAGGCGUGUCCUGUGGUCGACAAUGAGGUCAACAGUCAUCAUCUUAAUCAGCACCACCUUCAUCAUAACUGUCAACAGUGGAAGCUUCGUCCUUUGAUGGACAGCACCGACUCAUCCGGAGAGUGCCUCAACGCCUUCAGCAGCUCUGAGCGCAGCUGCCUGUCGGCGAUCAGUGGGGAAGUAGUGGAUGACUCCUCCUCAUUUCUGUCCCAGAGCUCGAAGCCCGGCCCACGGCUUCACAGGACGCCCAGCCUGAGGACCAACGGUUCACCUGCUGUGAGCCGAAGAAAACCAGGCGUUCCCCCGAAACCUGCACAUCUGGCUAACGCUCAGAUUGACGAAAUUAUAAUUGGAAAAUCAACUGAAGUUUAGGAUUUGCUGUAGAAGACGUUUCUACACUUGGACGCAGUCACAACACGCAGAAACGAAAGAAGCAACUGAUUCUCACUAACAGCAAAAACCACUUACUGCCUAAAGGGUCCAUUAUUGGUUCGGUACUGAUCAAUGUUCCAGCUUCAUCCUCAUCAAACGUAUUUUAUGUUGGUGUAACAAUUUACUGCUUUAUAGUUUCUGUUUCUACAGUAAACAUAUAAUCAUGAGGUCAUGACUCUUUUUUAAAUCACACAAUUUCUUACCUGUACUGACUACUACUAAGUUAUUUUUUAAUUUUUUCAUACUUUUAUUCUGUUAUGUUCGUAUUAAAGAGAUAUUUUGGGUUUAAUCGUACAAUCUCAUCUACACACUACAACUACUAAGUACGGUGAUGAGUCAUCUGAAGUCUGUUCUGUUCCUUCUUUCACAGAGUUGUUCCUCAGAAACUUACUGGAAAACUUCAAUAGAAGUUUAAUAAUUAAUAGCAGUUUAAUAACCUUGUGUCAACAUUCUCCAGUAACUUUAGAAAGUGAAAAAGCAUCAAGGCUUUACUGAUUUGACUCUUUUUUAAUGUUUUAAAGUGUGUUUUUUUGCCUUUUUUAAAAUGUAAUUUAUUGUUUUUGAUUUAUUUUAAAUUGCAACCAGUUGAUGUUGAACGUGUCACAUAUGCCAUAAAUACCUUUUAAAGCUUUA